CUAAUAUCCAUGGAUACCAUCAACACUGCAGAGGGCAGAGCUGCUGGUUUAGAGACUGUGCUGAAGGUCAUGCAGGUGAGCAAGUGUUAAAGUUUGGAGCGUUUUUCUUUUGGGUUUUUUAUACCUGUCUGCUACUGAUCUGCAGGUACGGCUAAAGGAUGAGCGUGCUGUGGGAAGGCUGAAGCGCAGAGAACCAGGAUUCUUCUCCUUCCUUCUGCUGUCUCUUGACGUGACGAAUGGAGACGGAUGUUUCUUCAGAAAUUGGCGCUCUUGAUCCUCAACAGAACUUCUUUUUGGUGAACAUGAUGGAAGAGGACUGCAGACAGAUUCUAGAAGCUCCACUGUAUCCCAGCCAUGGCCUUCAUGGUGUCUUAAGAUACAGAAGGGAAUCCCAGGAGAGGAGAGUCAGUCUUCAGCCUCAGCCUUCCAGAGAUCAGCCAGUGUGGUGUGAAUUUUGUGGAAUGACAGCCAAGCCGCCUCUGGAUCCAGAUCACACAGAGGAACUCAAGGACUUCUGCUGUCUGCAGUAUAAGGAGAUGUUUGAGGAGGUGGCCAGAGAGAGGAGGUUCGUUCUGGAGCUGUGUGAGGAGAGACCGAGGGGAACCCUGACAGCAGGAGACCUCAGCAUUGGUUUUGAGGAGCAGCUGAAGCUGGGAGCUGGAGAGUGGGACAGUGAGGAAAGCAGGCUGCAACAGAUGGAGAUGGAGAGGUUCUACAGAGAGGCUCAGACAAGACCAAGUAUGUCCACAGACACCAGUUUGUUCCACACCAAGACCAUCAGUUUCCAGCUCUCUGGCUGUGAUCCUGUGGAUGAAAGACUUAAUUUAGCAGUGAAGAAAGAGUCUAGUGAAGAGGAGAAGCCUGAAGUGUGGGAGUGGAAUGACCCUUCUGGGUCUGAACCAGCUGGGUUUGGUCUGAACCAUCUUCAGGAGGGUGCACGCUUCAUACAGAAGUUUUACUCUAAUGGGAAUAAGUUUCUCACUGGGUUUUCAGACGGAUCUGCACAAGUCUUCUAUCCGUCAGGAAAUCUGGCCAUCAUCGUCCUCACAAACAAGAAGGAGCGGGUGUGCGUCGUCCGUGACAACAUCACGUCCCACUGUCCAGUCAGGGCCUUGUUCCAGUCCAGCGGCAGGGCUACCUGUUACCACGGCAACGGCAGGGUCUGGCUGAACAUGGAUUUAUGGGGAGGCCAGAGUCUGGAUGAAGCAGGAGCCAGGACCAGAAAGUGGAGCUGGAGUGACCGAGCCCAAACCCCGACUCCCCUCAGACCCAUCUUCCUCUCACUCAAUAAAAGCGUGGGGGUGAGGGUUCUGGGACGGCAGUACAUCUUUGUAUCAUUCCUGGCCUUGGGACAGCAGGCCAAGUUCAGCGUCGGCAGCUGCGUGAAGAUAAAGGCCCUCAACUCCCCUCCCCACAGCCCUUCCCUGUGCAAAGAGGAGCUCUUUCUGCUUGCAUGUCGGGUGCACCUUCAGCUGACCCUCACUCGCCUGCGGUGGUGCCAACGUUUCCCUUCCAGCUCCAGGGUUCACAACAUCAAACCCCCUCCGGUCCUCCUCUCUCUGGCCCAGAGGCUGCUGAGUCUGAGCCACAACGUGCCCAUGAAAGACACUGAGAGGACCUUCAUUCAGCACUGCCUGCAGGACUGCCAAUGACUUAUUAAGGCCUACACACUUAACAUACCAGGCUGAAGCAUUCAAAAAUAACAUUAAAAAACAUUUAAAACAACCUUCUUUAAAUGGAUUGGGUGUGCUGCUUUAUGUUUUUAAAUUUACUAAAAACUUGAGGGUGAUAAGUAACCUAAACCAGGACUCUGCACCCCUGCAUUAUGCCCGAAUUCAAAUAGGUGAUACCCUAGAUGUCCAAAUGUUUGUGGACAUCCCUUCUAAUGAAUGAAUAAUCUCUUUCUGGAUUGAAGGUUUUGUCCCAAUAUGUUUGGCCAUAUAAAACAGUUCAACCACACUAGUUAACACGUUAUCCCAUUUUUCUUCAAAUUUAACUAGGCUUAUUGUCCCACCCAUUCACCUGCACAACACCAGGAGGGUGAAGACUAGCACACGCCUCUUUUAACACAAGUGAAGCCAGACUCCACCUCUUUUUGAGCUGCUGCUGAUGCAGCAUUGGCAAGUAGAAUCACAUCGCUAACGCUCAGAGGAAAGCACAGCGACUCGGUUCUGAUAAAUCAGCUCACAGACGCAGCCUUGUGCUGAUCCACAUCACCCUAGGAGCAGUGAGUGGAAAAAGCGGCAUCUGCUGUACUGUACCCACCCAGAGAGAGCUAGUCCAAUUGUGCUCUCUCAGGGCUCCGGCAGCUGAUGGCAAGCUGCAUAACCAGGAUUCGAACCAGCAAUCUUUAGACCGCUGAACCACUCGGCGCUCCUUGUUAACACUUUUACUUAGUCUUGCACCCCAAAUCCAAUCUACUUAAUUACAGAACCGAAGACAUCACACAUUUUUGUUAGAAUGUUAAUUUUAUUAUCAUUUUGAGUUAACAUGGUUGGCUAUAGAAACAAAUACAAAAGUACAGAAGGAUCAAUAAAAUAACCAGCACUCUGUCUCACGUUAAA
Molecule: messenger RNA, 2564 nt
Organism: Astyanax mexicanus (Mexican tetra)
Lineage: Eukaryota; Metazoa; Chordata; Actinopteri; Characiformes; Acestrorhamphidae
Product: glutamate-rich protein 6
Exons: 11
Coding region: 237-1652 (471 amino acids)
Source: RefSeq, a predicted model, not a curated record